Messenger RNA from Sphaerodactylus townsendi, 3003 nucleotides. RefSeq names its product HRas proto-oncogene, GTPase (gene HRAS). The coding region runs from base 690 to 1259 and encodes 189 amino acids. Gene Ontology annotation, biological process: Ras protein signal transduction. The transcript has 7 exons. The record is from RefSeq and is a predicted model, not a curated record. Gene Ontology annotation, molecular function: GDP binding; GTPase activity; GTP binding. NCBI's taxonomy places the organism in Eukaryota, Metazoa, Chordata, Lepidosauria, Squamata, Sphaerodactylidae. Gene Ontology annotation, cellular component: plasma membrane.
GGCAGCAGAAGCAGGGGGCGGGGCCAGGGAAAGGCUGCUCUCGCCUUGAUUGACAGGCCCCGCAACCCACCACGAGGUCGGAGUAGCGGGGGAUCCGCCGUCGGGCGCCCCAGGGUAGCGCUGAAGCGCCUAUCAGCUGCUCCGGGAGGUUGUGAGUGACGAGUGGGUGGUGAGCGGAGUUUGGGCGUGUGCUGCUCGCUGGCUGGCUGGCUGGCUGGCUGGCUGGCUGGGACUCGCCUGGUGCACCCGCAGACAUUGUCCAAGCCUUCGCCGUCGCAACAGCAGCAGCCCCUGAGCGAGCGGGUGGUCUGGUGCCAAUGCGGGGAGGGCGCUGCAAGCAGGGGGCUCCUCCGCCGCCCAGGUGGAAAGUUCACCAUUGCGACGAGCCAACAGAUCAUUGACUAAAUCCAACGAGCCUCCCGUAGGCUAAGGGACUCAGGAUCUGUUCUGGGGGAUUUCCUCCCAUGCAAACUUUGCAUCCCCCUCCCUACGCUUCCUUUAGAAAGCCCCCGAAAAAGUGCAGCAUUACUCUUCUGCCUUGUAAGGAAAACAUCCUGGUGGGUCGUUGUUGCUGGUAGUUCUGAAGGUAGGAGAAGACAGUCUGGUGGCAAAGGCAGACCGGAACGUUGCUCGUUCGAAAUCCCAAGUCACUGUGUUGAAAGGGGUCCUUGAGCUGGGUUGGCCAGAAGAUGACGGAGUACAAACUGGUGGUGGUUGGAGCUGGUGGCGUUGGAAAAAGUGCUUUGACUAUUCAGCUAAUCCAGAACCAUUUUGUUGAUGAAUAUGAUCCUACAAUAGAGGAUUCUUACAGAAAACAAGUAGUCAUUGAUGGAGAGACCUGUUUGUUGGACAUCUUGGACACAGCAGGCCAAGAGGAGUACAGUGCCAUGCGAGACCAGUACAUGCGAACAGGAGAAGGCUUUCUUUGUGUCUUUGCCAUUAACAACACAAAGUCCUUUGAAGACAUUCAUCAGUACAGGGAGCAAAUCAAGAGAGUAAAAGACUCUGAUGAUGUCCCCAUGGUGCUGGUGGGGAACAAGUGUGACCUUCCUGCCCGAACUGUGGAAACACGGCAAGCCCAAGAGCUGGCCCGGAGCUAUGGAAUUCCCUACAUAGAGACCUCAGCCAAAACUAGACAGGGAGUUGAAGAUGCCUUCUAUACUUUAGUGCGAGAGAUCCGGCAGCACAAACUACGCAAGUUGAAUCCUCCAGAUGAAAGUGGCCCAGGCUGCAUGAAUUGUAAAUGUGUGAUAUCAUGACCAAGCUAACCAGAAUGUGACUCUGGAGGGGUUUCCACUAUGCGUAGUAUGAAAAUGGAGGUGAUGACAAGGAAGAAUCAAAUGGAUUCGAGGAAAGGGGACCGGUGAAAAUGGUGUCUUCAGAUCCUAAGAGCUCCACACAGACUGUCUCAAAACUUUUCCAAAGGCCUGCAAUGAACAAUUUUAAAACACACACACACAAGCCAACCCUCCCCUCCUCAUCUUGCCUCCUUCCCUUCUGGCAACUUGUACAAAGUUUACAGACUGAAUAAUGGUAAAUUAUUACACAAUGGUCUUGACACUGGCCUCCGCACCUGUCUCUGUCCCAGCAGAUUUGGCUGCCUUUGCCUGUCCUUUGAGAGUAGGCGUUGGCAGAGGGGAGGAAUGGGCCUCGCAGAGCAGGGAGGUGAGUUGUUCCUUCAAUCUGUUGGCACUAAUAAUGGCAGAUGGCAGUGACUGGCUGGGUUUGGUGAAGAAUCCUUUUAGAAAGGGGAAAAAUCCGUCAUUUCUGGUUUGAGUGGCUCCAUGAUUGCAGCUGGGGAUUGAUACCCUUGUAGCUCAAGGCAAAGGGCUGGUUAUUGUGUGCAAAACAACAAGCCUUUUCCGAAAGGUUCUGCUGGGAUGUUCCACCUGGCCACCCUCUACUGGAGGGGAAAGCUGCAUGUUUCCAUGUGCUCUCAACCAUUUUCUGCGGCUGUGAGGGGGACACAAAGAUACCGCUUUAUAAAACAGUUUCCAUGCUAAUCUCAAAUUUCUAAUCUCAGAAGACCAUUCACUUCUCCCCCAUUAGUUUGCUCUUCAGUAAUCAUGGCAGAGUAUUACCUUUCUGUUCUUGACCCCUUCCAAAGAGUAGCCCUCCUGUCUGGUGCAAAUUCCCUGCAGGCCUGGAUUAUGUCCUCAAGAGUUAGGGGGGCGGGGGAGAGAUGACGUUUCUUGGUUCAUCUGUUUUUUUUUUCCUUUUGUGGUGCUGGGCAGACUUGUGUGUAUGUGUAAAUAUAUAAAUUACUAUACAGCAACACUGAUGCAGACCGAAGGACAAUUCAUUCUAAAACUUUUGUGUUCCACUGAGCCCAACUUCUUAUUCUGUUAAUUGCCCGGUGUGUGUGUGUGUGUAUGAGUAUGAACAUAUGGGGGAUCCAACCUCUCAUUGUACCUUUUUUGGGUAUGAGGAGCAGUGCUAUCUUUUUGCCCAAACCAUUGUGUCUUAUGGGUGGGGGAGGGGGAGAAGGCAGUGGGGUAUCUAGUAGGUAAGAAAUUGUCACUUGUUGGCUCUCCUGUUUGUUGUAUGCUUGGCCUUUUCUGAGCAGAGUUUUUAAUGCUUGUUGCCUGUGCCGGGGCUGACUUUGUCAAUGUGCUUGUGCAAAACGUGCGUACUUCCUGGAGGGGGAAUGGGGCCCUGGAGCACCAUGUUCUGGUUCCUUGCUCUGCUCCUCCUCCGUUUCUUUUGCAGCCGCUGUGCCUACGCUACUGCAUGCACAGCUCAGAUUGUUCUUCAGGUGGCAGCUCUUCUGUGUUACUGUGAUCAUGAUCAUGCCAAUUAUCCUUGCUGUAAUUAAACGGUUUUUCCCAGUAAGAUAGCAUAACCAGGUGCUCAGCAGUGUCUGAGUUGAAAGUAAACCAGUCCACUAAUUAGAUAACAGGUCUGACUUAAAUUAUCUGGGCAAAGGGGAGUUGCUCCAUUGUUGGGGGUGUAAAGAGAAUCCAAACCCAGCCUUAAGUGUCAUUAAAAUAUUUUGUUCUCAAA